Molecule: messenger RNA, 2904 nt
Organism: Zea mays
Lineage: Eukaryota; Viridiplantae; Streptophyta; Magnoliopsida; Poales; Poaceae
Product: Beta-D-xylosidase 4
Exons: 8
Coding region: 561-2522 (653 amino acids)
Biological process (GO): arabinan catabolic process; xylan catabolic process
Cellular component (GO): apoplast
Molecular function (GO): xylan 1,4-beta-xylosidase activity; alpha-L-arabinofuranosidase activity
Source: RefSeq, a predicted model, not a curated record
GAGCGGGAGCGGGGUGGUGCUGGUGGUGACCAAGAAUCAAUCUCAUUCGAGAGGUUUGGGGAGGUGCAGCGAGCUAGUAGCUGCCUAGCUAUAUACCAUGUCCGCGUCGUCCCCGGCCUCGGCCGCGCUGGCGGCCACCGUGGCGGCGGCGGCGGCGCUGCUGCUGCUGCUGCUGCUCUGCUGCCCCAAUGUGGCGCGCGCGCAGACGCCGGCGUUCGCGUGCGACGCGUCGAACGCGACGCUGGCGUCGUACGGGUUCUGCAACCGGUCGGCGGCGGCGGCGGCGCGCGCGGCGGACCUGGUGUCGCGGCUGACGCUGGCGGAGAAGGUGGGGUUCCUGGUGGACAAGCAGGCGGCGCUGCCCCGGCUGGGCGUCCCGCUGUACGAGUGGUGGUCGGAGGCGCUGCACGGCGUCUCCUACGUGGGGCCCGGCACCCGGUUCUCGCCGCUGGUGCCCGGGGCCACCAGCUUCCCGCAGCCCAUCCUCACGGCGGCGUCGUUCAACGCCACGCUCUUCCGCGCCAUCGGCGAGAUUUACGGCAGGACAUGGGUACGGCACCAUGGCCUCAGGGUCACGGGGCACGGGCACUUGUGCAGCAGCGCAAGCAGACAAGGGCCACACAUUGGAAAUAUCGGUGGUGUCGAACGAGGCGCGGGCGAUGCACAACGUGGGGCUGGCGGGGCUCACGUUCUGGAGCCCCAACAUCAACAUCUUCCGCGACCCGCGGUGGGGCCGCGGGCAGGAGACCCCCGGCGAGGACCCGCUGCUCACCAGCAAGUACGCCGUCGGCUACGUCACCGGGCUGCAGGGCGCGGUGUCCGGCGCCGGCGCCCUCAAGGUCGCCGCAUGCUGCAAGCACUACACCGCCUACGACGUCGACAACUGGAAGGGCGUCGAGCGCUACACCUUCGACGCCGUGGUGUCGCAGCAGGACCUGGACGACACGUUCCAGCCCCCGUUCAAGAGCUGCGUGGUGGACGGCAACGUGGCCAGCGUCAUGUGCUCCUACAACCAGGUCAACGGGAAGCCCACCUGCGCCGACAAGGACCUCCUGUCCGGAGUCAUCAGAGGGGACUGGAAGCUCAACGGGUACAUCUCGUCAGACUGCGACUCCGUCGACGUGCUGUACAACAACCAGCACUACACCAAAACCCCCGAGGACGCAGCCGCCAUCUCGAUCAAAGCAGGGCUGGACCUCAACUGCGGCACCUUCCUGGCGCAGCACACCGUGGCGGCCGUGCAAGCCGGCAAGCUGUCGGAGUCCGACGUCGACCGGGCCGUCACCAACAACCUCGUCACGCUCAUGCGCCUGGGGUUCUUCGACGGCGACCCGCGGGAGCUGCCGUUCGGCAACCUCGGACCCAGCGACGUGUGCACGCCCUCCAACCAGGAGCUGGCUCGCGAGGCCGCGCGCCAGGGCAUCGUGCUGCUCAAGAACACCGGCAAGCUCCCGCUCUCCGCCACCUCCAUCAAGUCCAUGGCCGUCAUUGGCCCCAAUGCCAACGCCAGCUUCACCAUGAUCGGCAACUACGAAGGCACGCCAUGCAAGUACACGACGCCGCUGCAGGGCCUGGGCGCGAACGUGGCCACCGUGUACCAGCCGGGGUGCACCAACGUGGGGUGCAGCGGCAACAGCCUGCAGCUCGACGCGGCCACCAAGGCCGCGGCCAGCGCUGACGUGACCGUGCUGGUCGUCGGCGCCGACCAGUCCAUCGAGCGCGAGAGCCUGGACCGGACCAGCCUCCUGCUGCCCGGCCAGCAGCCGCAGCUCGUGUCCGCGGUCGCCAACGCGUCCAGCGGCCCGUGCAUCCUCGUCGUCAUGUCGGGCGGGCCCUUCGACAUCUCCUUCGCCAAGUCCAGCGACAAGAUCGCCGCCAUUCUUUGGGUCGGCUACCCCGGCGAAGCCGGCGGCGCCGCCAUCGCCGACGUCCUCUUCGGAUACCACAACCCAAGUGGAAGGUUGCCGGUGACGUGGUACCCCGAGUCGUUCACCAAGGUCCCGAUGACCGACAUGCGCAUGCGGCCGGACCCGUCGACCGGCUACCCCGGCCGGACGUACCGGUUCUACACCGGCGACACGGUGUACGCGUUCGGCGACGGCCUGAGCUACACCAGCUUCGCGCACCACCUGGUGUCGGCGCCCAAGCAGUUGGCCCUGCAGCUCGCGGAGGGCCACGCGUGCCUGACCGAGCAGUGCCCGUCCGUGGAGGCCGAGGGCGCGCACUGCGAGGGCCUGGCGUUCGACGUGCACCUCCGGGUGCGGAACGCGGGCGAGAGGUCCGGCGGGCACACGGUGUUCCUGUUCUCGUCGCCGCCGGCGGUGCACAACGCGCCGGCGAAGCACCUGCUGGGCUUCGAGAAGGUGUCGCUGGAGCCCGGGCAGGCGGGCGUGGUGGCGUUCAAGGUGGACGUGUGCAAGGACCUCAGCGUCGUGGACGAGCUGGGCAACAGGAAGGUGGCGCUCGGCAGCCACACGCUGCACGUCGGGGACCUCAAGCACACGCUCAACUUGGGAGUCUGAUGGCCGAGAGGGGAAUGGCUACCAAGUACCAACGUGAAGGCAGUUGGAAUUUGGAGGGCUGGAUGGGUCGGAGGCAGUCGGAAGAGAAGGUUGUCAGAAUUGGUUCGGCAGGUGUCUAAUAAAGGCUUCCUGUUGGGAAAGAAUUGGAUCCACGGGCAGCUUUUUAGUCAUUUGUUUGGAGGCAUUGGAUUCAUUGGAGGGUCGAUUUGUGAUUGUAAUCACGAUAAAUGUAAUGGAUUGGAAAUUCGGAAGGGGCCAGAUCUCUUUUUCAUACAAAUCACGUGAUUUAGUGUACAAUUCUUUUGCCACUAAAAUUGCGCAGGGUUUGCUGCCCUGAUGCAGAGCUAGUGCAAGUAUUGAUUAUUAAGGCUAGUUAUUUUAA